This is a messenger RNA of Anopheles maculipalpis, 2781 nucleotides long. RefSeq names its product WD repeat-containing protein 3. Gene Ontology annotation, cellular component: small-subunit processome; Pwp2p-containing subcomplex of 90S preribosome. Lineage: Eukaryota; Metazoa; Arthropoda; Insecta; Diptera; Culicidae. The transcript has 2 exons. Gene Ontology annotation, molecular function: snoRNA binding; protein binding. The coding region runs from base 43 to 2781 and encodes 912 amino acids. The record is from RefSeq and is a predicted model, not a curated record. Gene Ontology annotation, biological process: maturation of SSU-rRNA.
UCUAAAAAGGCAUUGGUAAAUAUAAAAAAAAACUCAGCUUCCAUGGGUUUAACUAAGCAGUAUCUCGCCUAUAAGCCAGUGUCGAGCUUCAACAUAAUUGCAAGUGUUCGGGCAAACAUAUCAUUUGUCACGAUCAACCAUGUCGUCGGUCGGUAUGUUGUGGUGGCCGCCGCAGAGAAGGUGCUUGUAUGGGACAUGAGGAUCGGCGAGAAGGUGGCAGAAUUUGUUCGCGACAAACAGGAAGUAACCUUCUUACGGACCAGCCCCGAUCAUAAGCAUCUUGCGGUGGGCUAUUCCGACGGCGUAGUAGAGCUGUUCAGUUUCGCGAGCAAAGAAUCGGUUUGUAGCUUUGCUUCCCAUCGUUCUGCCGUCAGUGCCCUGAACUUUGAUCUGCUCGGACUAAAGCUUGUGUCCGGCGGAUUGGACAACGAUCUAGUUGUGUCGGAUGUGGUGGCUCAGUCGGGAAAGUGUCGUCUUUCUGGCCACACCGCACCGAUAACACAGGCAUGUUUCAUGCAACGCUAUCACGACAUCGUCGUGUCCAGUUCCAAAGACACGCAGAUCAAGUUUUGGAACAUAGAGACGCAGUGUUGCUUCAAAACUAUCGUCGACCAUCGUACCGAGGUGUGGGGUAUUGUACUGAUGCGAAACGAUGAUUUUCUCGUAUGUGCCACGGCUGAUACGCAACUCUCCGUGUACAAAAUUGCUUCUAAUCUGGAUGAAACCACCGCUCCUGCAGUGCAACAUUCCGAAGAAGGCGAAAACUCUGUCAGUCCGUUCCGAUGUACGGCGGCCGGAAGCAUACAGCGGGCGGGACACGGACGCACCAUUAAUCUCGUAACCGAUGCCAACGGACAGGUGCUUGGAUGCCACGGUACGGAUCGGAAGAUUGAACUGUUCUAUUUCUGUUCCCAAGAGGAAUCCGUCAAGAAGCUGACAAAGCGCAUGAAAAAGCUAAACACAGGCAAAUGCAAUACGGCGGAAGAGGGAGGACGGGAAACCAACGUGCGUCAACUGGCACUGGCCGAUGAAGUUAAGCGUCUGUCCACGAUACCAACGCCGGAAAAGGUCAAAUCGUUUGACCUCAUACUGGGUAGCCGUAAUCAGUUGCGCAUCUGUUGUACGUUUUUGAAAAAUUUAGUCCAUCUGUUUGCGCUCGAUCUGGACGCCAAAAACGCCGAGCCCGAAACGUUGUAUGCGUUGCAAAAGCAAGGACAUCCUUCCGAAGCACGCAGCGUUUCGUUCAGCUCCGAUAAUCUCGCGAUCGCGUCGGGAAGCGCGGAAUCACUCAAGCUGUGGAGUCGCGCAUCCCAAACCGUUUUACGCACGGUCGAGACGGGUGGGUAUGUGGUGAGCACCUGCUUCGUGCCGGGUGAUCGGCAUGUUCUGGUGGGUUUAAAAUCUGGCCAACUGCUCGUGGUGGACGUGGUUCCGGGUGAAAUUAUUGAAUGCAUAGAGGCACAUGAGAAGGAACUAUGGAGCAUCGUACUCACGCCGGACAGGCACGGGUGUGUUAGCGGUGGCGGUGAUACAACGGUGAAGUUUUGGUCCUUUGAGCUGAUUGGCGGCAGUGGACAGGAGCCAAAAGUUCUCUCCUUGCUACACAAAAACACGCUUAAAUUGGAGGAAACUGUGCUGUGUGUAAGAAUUUCGCAGAACGGAAAGUAUAUUGCAGUCGCACUGCUCGACACUACGGUCAAAGUUUUCUUUAUGGAUAGUUUGAAAUUCUAUCUGUCGCUGUACGGCCACAAGCUGCCCGUCCUAACGAUGGACAUCUCGUACGACUCAACGCUCAUAAUUACGGGAUCCGCUGAUCGAACGAUUAAGAUUUGGGGUAUGGAUUUCGGUGACUGCCAUCGCUCACUGUUGGCACACGACAAUACCGUCACCGCGGUUCAGUUCCUGCCCAACACGCAUAUGUUCUUCUCCUGUGCAAAGGACGGGAAACUGAAGCAAUGGGAUGCGGACAGUUUCCAGAAAAUCAUCACCCUACCGGCACAUUUGGGUGAAGCGCACGCGCUAGCGAUCAGCCCGAAUGGCAAGUAUAUCGUGAGCUGUGGUUCCGAUAGGACCCUUCGGUUGUACCGGCGCACCGACGAGCCGCUCGUGCUGCAGGACGUACAGGAGGAAGAGCGUGAAGAGCUAGAAAACGCAACACUGGCCACCGGGGAAGAAUCGACCGUACCUGGUAUGCCGGGACUUAAGCUGCCGUCGAAGAAAACCAUCGGUUCGGAGAAGGGGGCAGAAAAUAUUCUCGAAUGUCUCGAGGUAAGCAAGCAGUACGACGAGGAAGGUGGGAAAGGUCCACUGCCACCGCUCAUGUUCGCUUAUUCGGCCACCAAUACGGACGAGUUCCUGCUGACUGUGCUUUCGCGUAUCCGGGCAAGCGAUCUCGAAGAGUCGCUGCUUUUGCUGCCAUUCAAUGCCGUGUGUGAGCUGCUGGAAAAGAUACCAAAGCUGACGAUCGCUCGGAAGGACCACACGGAGUUGCUCUGUAAGGUGGUGCUGUUCCUGUUCCGCGUACACCAGAAGCCAAUCGUCAGCAAUCAGGUGCUAUUGCCAGUGAUACAGCAGAUCGUACAAACUCUGCAAGGUGCGGUUGGCGAUUUGCGGGACAUGGUUGGGACAAAUCUGCAUGCCGCACAGAUGCUGCAGCGCGAGCUGGAAGAACACGAUGGGUGUGUGUUGUUCCGCGAUGCAACAAAACAGCGAAUUCAGCGUAAUCGGCAAAGGAAACGACGGGAAGCUUCGAAGCGUAAAUUACUCCAGAUCGUCAAAUGA